Molecule: messenger RNA, 3965 nt
Organism: Drosophila serrata
Lineage: Eukaryota; Metazoa; Arthropoda; Insecta; Diptera; Drosophilidae
Gene: wech
Product: tripartite motif containing 71 protein wech
Biological process (GO): proteasome-mediated ubiquitin-dependent protein catabolic process; protein polyubiquitination
Molecular function (GO): zinc ion binding; ubiquitin protein ligase activity; protein binding
Source: RefSeq, a predicted model, not a curated record
UGCCUCAUGAGGGCAUGAGUUUUACAGUUUGAUGGUUAAAUGCGUGCGUGAAGGUUGGAGAGAAAUUCGAGCCGAUUUCGAGUCCUAGUCCUCGCCACAAUAAGUGGGUCAGAAUUGGAAGUGUUCGAUUAAGCCAAACAAACCUGCAGUCGGAACACGCCCGCCGAAGUACAUAAAUAAAACCGGAGAAGCAGACGCGCCAAAUCCGCACACAUACAACAAGGGCGGCAAUUGUUCAUGGCUUUUAAUUGAAGGAGGAAAAGUGCACGAGGUGGUACUACAACCUACGCCGCAGAGCCGGGGAAAAUGUAAACAAUCUGUAAACAAAAACAACAACUAUAGAAGUUUUCCAAAGAUUUCGAUAGCUUUCUACAUCGAUCAAACACACGCAUGAGAUAAACGAAUAAGAACGAACGGAGAAAGCAACAGCAAGCAAAGUGACAACUAUGGGAUACCCUGUGAUCGCGAAGAGUGCAUGAAUUUGACAACGGAAAAGCGCCUUUGCAUCCACGACUGCCGCCUUGUGCUAUAGAAACGUGAUCUCACCACCAACAUUACUCUUAUGAUGGAACUUUUGUCAAACAAUUCGGUUCCGCAACAAAUGGCCAGCAGCAAUGCGCCGAGCGCCAAUGGCGUGGCCAACUCCUCCUCAACGGCCAAUGGUAGUGGCGGCGGCAGCGUUAGCAGCAAUGCCAGCAACUCCUCCGAGCGGCUACUGGCGGGCAUUCUCGAUAGCUUUCCCGCCUGGGAUCUCAAUGUGGGGAUGCUCUCGAAUGUGGGUCAGAGCUCGCCACCACGUACGGACUUCUUCAUCAACAAUUUCUUGGGCGGCCUAGAAACGCACGGCGACUUCAGCAUAGGUCCCAUCGGCAGCGGUGCACGCAGCAAUCCAAAAAUGUCACCCGAAUCAUCAAAUAAUUCGAGCAUUAGUUGCGGCUGGUGUGAGGUGAGCGCCUCAAUACGGUGCUUGGAGUGCAACGAGUUCAUGUGCAACGACUGCCUAAGGGAGCACCGGAACAGUCCUCUGUCCUCCAACCAUUCUAUCGUCUCCCUUCCGACGCCCAUUGGAGCCUCGCCCACGGGCGGGAUCUCCGCGAAUGUGCAUACACCGCCCAGCGGCAACUUUAUUUGCGACAUACACAAUGAGAUGCUGCGCUACGUGUGCGAUUACUGCCGCAAGCUGGUGUGUCAAUGCUGCACCCUGCAUGAGCACAAGGAACACAGCUAUGCGUCCAUUCAGAGCUUUAUGGUCGGGUCUAAGGAGAAGCUGGAGGGCGCCAUCGAGAGCAGCCAGGUGGGGACACGCUGCAUUAAGAGCAGCAUCGACAAGGCGCUGGCCUUUAUCCGGCUGAUCGAGCGCAACUGCAGCGAGCUGAGUGAUAAUAUACGCAAGGCCUUCCGUCAGUUCAUCAUUGCCAUCGAGGAUCGCGAGCGUUUUCUCCUUGACUUUGUCGAGAAGCUGCGCCAGCGCCGCUUGGCCAUUCUGCACGAUCAGAUGGCAGGCUUAAAGUCGGCCCUCGCCGGUCUAUCCGAGACCUCCGACAUGCUCAGCAAGGUGGCGGACAAUGCCUGCAAUAUGGAUCAAAUUGAGAUUGCCAUGAAGUUGACCAAUGGCCAGCGACAGAUGGAGCAGUUUGCCGGCAUCUACAAGGAUUUGCAGCCAAAGCAGGAGGUCUUUGCCUUCGCUCCCCCCGACUACAGUCUGCUGCAGGACAUUCGCAACCAAGGUGGUGUCAUUCUAGUCGACGACAAGAACUUGCCCAUCGUCUCCAGCAGCAAUGGUAUUGUGCCGACCGUCUCUAGCGUGAGUGCCGUUGCUGCCGCUGCCGCAUCUGUGGGCGUUGGUGUUGGCCCAGUUGGCGGUGGAGUUGGUAACGUGGGCGUUGGCAACGGUAUGGACAUGGCCUUUGGCAUGAAUCUGCCUAACAAUCCGCUGAGUGUGGCCUCAACGAAUGUCCGACGUCCCCUACUGCGCGACAACAGUUUCCGUAUCCCGUCGCCCAUCAUGCAGCCGCGAGGAGGCAGUGCCUGCGGCAUGUCCAGUGCCGCUCUGGACUGGGAGCUCAAUGGAUUGCGCAGCUCACCGGGACUCCACUUCAGUGCACCACGAACGACGCAAGCGAUUCCCGGUUGCAUGGAUCUGGUCAAAGUGCGUAACUCAAAUGCCCUGUCGCUGUCGUUUGCCACCGAGGGCCAUGAGGAUGGACAGGUUAGCCGGCCUUGGGGCCUGUGCGUUGACAAGAUGGGCCAUGUACUGGUUUCGGAUCGUCGCAAUAAUCGCGUUCAGGUCUUCAACCCUGACGGCUCCUUAAAGUUCAAGUUUGGUCGCAAGGGCGUGGGUAAUGGCGAGUUCGAUUUGCCCGCCGGAAUAUGUGUGGACGUGGAUAAUCGUAUCAUAGUGGUGGACAAGGACAACCAUCGCGUGCAAAUCUUCACUGCCAGCGGCGUCUUCCUGCUUAAGUUUGGCAGCUAUGGCAAGGAGUACGGCCAGUUCCAGUAUCCGUGGGAUGUGGCCGUGAAUUCGCGUCGCCAGAUCGUAGUCACCGACUCCCGCAAUCAUCGCAUCCAGCAGUUUGACUCGGAGGGUCGCUUUAUCCGCCAGAUAGUGUUCGACAACCAUGGGCAGACCAAGGGGAUUGCCUCGCCACGAGGCGUCUGCUAUACGCCCACGGGCAACAUAAUUGUGUCUGACUUUGACAACCACUGCCUCUACCUGAUUGAUCCUGACAUUAACGAUAUCCUGUCCGUCAAGGGACACGAGGGCUCGGGCUUCCACGAGUUCAAUCGGCCAUCGGGCCUGUGCUGUGACGACGAGGGCCGCAUUAUAGUGGCCGAUUCAAAGAAUCAACGCAUUCUGGUCUUUAAUCAGAACCUGGACUUUAUGUGGGAUAUUGAGGUGCGUCCCUCGAUAAAUCCGCUAAUGCCGCCGACGCUGGACGAGAAGGAUCGAACCUGCGAUGUGGCACUAAUGCCAGACGGUCGAAUUGUAUUCCUCAUUGAACUGUCGCCAGACUCCAAGGAAGGGUCUAACCCUUACAAGCGGUUUGUGCACGUAUUCUAAGUUAGGUUAGUGAGUGUUGAUCUUUUUUAGACCAUUUACACACACACACACACCACAGGAGCUAAGAUCAGAUUGAAAAGAAACAAAGAACAAAAAUGGAAACAGGAGCCGUUCGAUCGAAAGGAUAAGAAUCAGUAGAAGAAAAUUCCGGAGAGCAUGGGAAAAUUAGCGAAAAUUUUUUAGCUUAAGUGCUACAACGAUUACCUCGAUAAUGCUUAAGAUAAAUAAUGGUUACGAUUCUGGUAACUUACACAAUACAACAAUACGAAUUACACAUAUGUAUCUACAGAUAUCUAGAUAUCUACCAGACGCGUAUGCCUAUACAUACAAUAUAUAUAUCUAGCGAAUAUAUAAGAGCAAGCCCCAAACAACCAACUAGAUUGAAAAAACUUCAGAGGAAGCAUAUAGGAUAUAGGAGACAAUUAGCAGUAGGCGAUAGAUAGUCCGAGGAGCAUUCAGGACCUAGUGAAAAGGAUAAAGCAAAAAGGGGGUAAACUCUCGAACCAUUUACUAGAUGAAAAUAUUCAAAUACCUGUUAGUUAGACUGAAAAGGCAGUUUGCUAGCUGAUGGAGAGUGCGUUUUUUAUGGCAUCGUUUGCUUAGCGGAAAGAUGAGCGAGAGAUAACUACUAUAUAGGGGUAUAUAUGAUAUAUGUUCUUUUUUUGUAUAUUUUGGUUCGACAAGAGUUAGCAGACUUUGUGCGGAGUAUGGUAUUGAUGACUGUAUUAUAUUCGUAAUUUGUUUGUCCUUAAACUGUUCUGUUUUUAAAUUAAUUAUUUUUUCCGCGAUAUUUGUAUGUAUUUUAUACUGAUUUCUUAUAUUAUUGAGACUGAGCAAGUGAGUACACGAACUUUGUAAGAGCAAAGCGAAGCAAAACAAAGAAAAAAACAAGUAAACAAUGGAA